Messenger RNA from Trichophyton verrucosum HKI 0517, 1518 nucleotides. RefSeq lists its product as uncharacterized. Gene Ontology annotation, cellular component: mitochondrion. The transcript has 4 exons. Bases 1 to 1518 code for a protein of 505 amino acids. The record is from RefSeq and is a predicted model, not a curated record. NCBI's taxonomy places the organism in Eukaryota, Fungi, Ascomycota, Eurotiomycetes, Onygenales, Arthrodermataceae.
AUGGGACGAUUCCUAUAUAACGAACAACGCCGUCUUGAAGAGCGACGGAUCUCUUUCAAUGUCGCUGCUCUGAAGGACGCUGCCGAAAAAUACGUCGGCCACGGCAAAAUUACUUGUCUUCAAAAACUUGCUGAAGGCGGAUUCAAUCGGGUAUUUCUCCUUACUUCAGAGGAUGGAUUCCAAGCCAUUGCCAAAAUCCCCUACAGUAUUACUGUGCCGAAAAAGUAUACCACUGCAAGCGAAGUUGCUACAACAGACCUUCUGCGAUCAAAGGGUGUGCCUGUGCCUCGUAUAUUUGGUUGGUCUGCUGAUGCAAACAAUCCUGUUGGUGUGGAGUAUAUUAUUAUGGAAAAAGCGUCUGGUAUUCCAUUGGAGACCAGAUGGUUUGAUUUAUCGAAGCACGAACGUCAUUAUCUUGUGACGAGCCUUGUUGACAUUGAGAAGAAGCUGUUUGAUAUUCCUUUUGGCAAUUUCGGGAGCAUAUAUUACAAAAGUGAUCUACCACCGGAUUUGCAGCUUGACUUAUAUAUGAGUGACACAGAUCCGGUCAUGGUGUCACAAGAUGAACGGUUUUGUAUUGGGCCGACAACUGAUUAUAUGUUCUGGUACGGCCAGCGCGCUGAUUUGGAUACAUCUCGUGGGCCUUGGAAAACGCCAAAGGAUUACUUGAUCUCUAUCGGAAAACGGGAGUACGAAUGGACAGAAAGAUAUGGCAGAUCUCGCCCUAUGAAAUUUCCCCAUGUUGUCCACUUCGAGGCCAUCAAUUCUCCUAAUGAACACAUUAGGUAUCUCAAUCAAUAUAUGGAAGUGGCUCCUUACCUCCUUGGCUCGGAAUCUCACACCGACCUAAGCUGUCCUCUCUUGCGCCACCCGGAUUGGCAACAUGCGACCUUGCUUCCCCUACUGCUUGCCACGGGACACCCUCCUAUGUUUCAGAGCCCAGAUCAACCGCCACCAAAAACACUCGAGAAGCCCAGCCUGCCUGAUAACUAUGACUCACUCGAUCCGGAGCAAAAGUCCCAAGCGGACGAACUUUAUCGACGCAGGACGCUCUUUUACAUCUACAUGGCGUUCAAUGGUGGCUUAAAUAAAAAGCACUUGUCAGGGAUGAAAGAUCCUCGUGUGCUACUAUCUCAACAUCUUGUUGGACGCGCUGAGAAACAAUGGAGUGGAGAUUUUUUUAGCCUAAAAGGGGCUCUCAUCAGGAUAUAUGAAAACUGGCAUCUUUUCAAUGCACAUCUAUCGGAGCCACUUCCAUGCCCGGUCUCGUUUACCCAGUCUGAGGUUGAUGCGUAUUACGAGCAGGAGCCAACCUGGUUCGAAAUGAAUGGUCUCGUUGAGUACUGGAAGUCAGAGCUAGGAGGUUUGGGCGAUGACGGAUGGGUGAGGACGGAAGCCUACGAAGACACUUUGAAGAAAAGCACUGAGUUAAAGCAGGUGUUAUUGGAGGGCUCGGAUACACCGGAAGAAGAACGGUGCGUUGAAGAGCAAUGGCCAUUCCAAGAUCAUGAGGAGUGA